AACUGCCUCUUCAUCAGGCAAGGCCCUUCCUCUCCUACCUGUUGGGGUCCGCUAAAUGUAGAAUACUCAGUUGUAUUCCAGAGAGGACUGUUCAUGGCCGUUAGAGGAUGUUCAUUGGCAAUUGUUCUUAUAAUCAUGUGGCUGUCAAUUAAAGCAAAAAUAGAUGUGUGUAAGAGAGGAGAUGUGACUGUGAAGCCUUCACAUGUAAUUUCUCUUGGAUCAACUGUCAAUAUUUCAUGCACUGUGAAGCCCAAAAAAGGCUGCCAGAACUCCUCCAGUUUUAACAGGCUGAUCCUCUACGAGUUCAACAGAACAAUCUGUUUUCACCAUGGUGACUCCUUCACUACUCAAGUCUCAGAUCUUCCCCUGGGGACAACUUUGUUUGUCUGCAAGCUGGCCUGCAUCAAUGAGAAUGAGCUUCAAAUUUGUGGGGCAGAGAUCUCCGUUGGUGUUGUUCCAGAACAGCCUCAAGGCUUGUCUUGCAUGCAGAAAGGAGAACAUGGGACUGUGGUCUGCACCUGGGACAGAGGACGAGAAACCCAUCUAUAUACUAAGUACACUUUAGAGUUAAAUGGACCAAAAAUUUUGAAUUGGAAAAAGCAAUGCAAUGAUCAAUAUUGUGAUCAUUUGGACUUUGGAUUCAACCUAACCCCUGAAUUACAUGGAUCCAGUUUCAUAGUUAAGGUUACUGCCAUCAACAUGCUUGGAAAUUCUUCACUUGCAUCUAUGUUCACAUUCUUGGACAUAGUGAGGCCUCUUCCUCCGUGGGACGUUGGAAUCAUAUUUCUAAAUGCUUCUGUGAGCAGAUGUAUUCUUCAGUGGAGAGAUGAAGAAUGGGUGCUACUUAAUCGGCUCAGAUAUCGGCUCAGCAGCAGCAGGUCCUGGAAAAUGGUCAACGUUACAAAUGCUAGAGGAAGACAUGAUUUGCUGGAUCUGAAGCCAUUUACAGACUAUGAAUUUCAGGUUUCUUCUAAGUUGCAUCCUAAUCAGGGAAGCUGGAGUGAUUGGAGUGAACCACUGAGAACACAAACACCAGAAGAAGAACCUACUGGAACAUUAGAUGUCUGGUACAUGAAAGAGCACGUGGACGACAACAAAGAACAUGUUUUUCUUUUCUGGAAGAAUCUGAGUGCCUCAGAAGCAAGAGGCAGAAUCCUCUACUAUCAAGUGACCUUGCAGGAGAUGGCAAAAAGGAAAACUAUAGCACAGAACUUCACAAGACAUACCUCCUGGACCUGGGUUAUUCCAAGAACUGGGAAUUGGGCUGCAACUGUGUCUGCAGCCAACUCAAAAGGCAUUUCCCUACCUACUCAUAUUAACAUGACAGACCUGUGCGGGACAGGGCUGCUGGCUCCUCACCAAGUCUCUGUGAGCCCCGAGGGCACGGACAGCAUCCUGGUGACUUGGCAGCCUCCCAAGAAAGCUGCCCCUGCGGUUCUGGAGUAUGUGGUGGAUUGGAAGGAGCUCCUUCCGGGAGGCAGCACACAGCCCCCUCUGAACUGGCUGCGGCUCCCGCCCUACCGUGUGUCUGCUGUGCUGUCAGAGAAUAUCCAACCCUACAUGUGUUAUAAAAUCCGUGUGCAUGCACUGUCAGCGGGGCAGGUGGGAUGCAGCUCCAUCCUGGGAAAUUCCAAGCAUAAAGCACCGCUGAGGGGCCCUCACAUCAACAGCAUCACAGAGGAUAAGGGCAGGGUUUUGAUUUCCUGGGACCACCUUCCAGCCAAGGAGCAAAGGGGCUGUGUUCUCCAUUACAGGAUACACUGGAAAGAGCGGGACUCCAAUUCCCAACAUCAGUUCUGUGAAAUUCCCUAUAAAGUCUCCCAGAAUUCACAUCCAAUACACAGCCUACAGCCCCAAGUGAGGUAUGUCCUGUGGAUGACGGCUCUAACUGCAGCUGGUGAAAGUGCCCCAGGAAACGAGAGGGAAUUCUGUCUGCCGGAUAAAUCCAAUUGGAACAUGUUUGUGGCACCAAGCAUUUGCGUUGCUGUCAUCAUAAUCGGCCUUUUCUCAGUGCGUUACUUCCGGCAAAAGGUGUUUGUUCUCCUUUCGGCCCUCAGACCUCAGUGGUGUAGCAGAAAAAUUCCAGACCCCGCCAAUAGCACAUGGGCCAAGAAUUAUCCCAUCGUGGAGGAGCAGACACAGCUGCUUUCCGAGAGGCUACGGAGCCCCUGGGCCUCUCCUGAUGAGCCCGAGCCCCUGGUCAUCAAUGAAGUCAUCCACGUCGUGACUGCACUCCACAGACCUCCCCUUGGACUCACAGAGAGAGUCCAAGGUCACUGUAUCUUGGAGGGAGACACGGUGCUCAGCGCCUCUGACCCACUGCCCCCAAGAGCUCUUGCAGUUGAGGCAAGACCAGCAGUGGAUCUGUACAAGAUGCUGGGGACCAGGGCUCCUGACUCAAAGCCAGGGAGCCCUGCUGGUCCCAUGACGGGCCUGCCAGUGGACUACAUACCCACGCACGAGGGCUACUUACCCUCCAACACAGAUGGCCACCCUCCCAGUGGAGCUCCUCUCCCAGAGCCCGGGGAAGACCUGCAGCUUCAGCACAUCUCUUUUUCCGUUUUUUACAGUUCCAUUCAACAGCUCCCCUUCUCUUGUGGGGAGAAGCUGACUCUGGAUCAGCUGAAGAUGGGCUGCGACCCCCUUGGGCUCUGAGUGCUGAGGCUGGGGGCUUGGCCAGUGGCCAUGGGCCCGUCUCUGCUGCUGUUGCUUUGGGCUCUGGCUGCAGUGAGAGGGCAGGUGAGCCAGCUCGGGGUGGAUCUCGGAGAGCUGGCCUUCCCCAAGAUGACGUCCUCCAUUGUGGAUUGGAGACUCCCAGCUGCAUUCCUGGGCAACUUGGCCACAGUGGCCAGCAAGUAAAGGAGGGGACAAGAGUGGCAAUCCACACUCCCUGCAGUAACAGCAAACAAUGCAGACGCCUGCUGAUUCCACGAUGUAUCUACCAAGUGCCUCGUAUGUCCUGCAUGCUCACUGCACAGGACUGUCUAGAACUUGUGGAGAUGACAGAAACAUCCAGCAUCUGCAGGAUGUCCAAUGUGACUGAGAAGCUGCAUUUUGAUGGAGAUUAAACAGCCACGCUUGGCUACUGGUGACUGGAUUGAAGAGCACAGCUCCAGGUGACAGAUACACUAAUGCCAACUUUGGUUGACAAAGUUUACCUCAGUGCAUCGCACAUCCAGAUACUUGGUGCAAAGUUUGGCCACAAGAAUCGUCCAACUUGUUCUGCUUUCCAUCUUCUGACCAGG
This is a messenger RNA of Ochotona curzoniae (black-lipped pika), 3245 nucleotides long. RefSeq names its product interleukin 12 receptor subunit beta 2 (gene IL12RB2). Gene Ontology annotation, molecular function: cytokine binding; cytokine receptor activity. NCBI's taxonomy places the organism in Eukaryota, Metazoa, Chordata, Mammalia, Lagomorpha, Ochotonidae. The record is from RefSeq and is a predicted model, not a curated record. Gene Ontology annotation, cellular component: membrane; external side of plasma membrane; signaling receptor complex. Bases 94 to 2655 code for a protein of 853 amino acids. Gene Ontology annotation, biological process: cytokine-mediated signaling pathway. The transcript is spliced from 16 exons.